Messenger RNA from Coffea arabica (coffee), 590 nucleotides. The record is from RefSeq and is a predicted model, not a curated record. Lineage: Eukaryota; Viridiplantae; Streptophyta; Magnoliopsida; Gentianales; Rubiaceae.
CAAUACUGUUAUCUUGUUAAGUGCCUAGAUUUUAUCAAAGUUAGGAUUUUGAACAUGUUACAGAAGUUGGAGGCAGAUUCACCAAUAGGUAAGGCAUUAAUAUUUAUAGUACUGUUUACUAUGAUUGUUAGGUGUAAGUUUCACAAUACAAUUGGAUAAAUGUUUGAGUUCUGAUGAUAUUCUUUUAUUUACUUGUGAGGUGAUGUGAACUGCACCCUCCCCUCCCAACAAAAAAGGCUAAUUAGGAUGGAGAUUGAGCAAACUUCGUGCUGAAAAAGCUGCUUUUGAUGAGGCAGAAAAUAAGAGAGAGGAGGAGGAAGCAAAGGAUGACCCAGUUGAUUCUGAUGCUGAGGAAGGCGAUGAUGAUGAUGCUGCUGAUGAAGCAGAUAGUGAUGAUGAAGACCCCAAAUCAGAAACAAAGGAAGAUGUUACUGCCGCAGCUGAGGAAAAUGUUAAAGACGAGCUGUAGGAAAAUACGUACGAGUGCAGUUGUUGGCCAAACAUGGUGCUGCGAAGAAGAGCUUUACUGGCAACUGAGCUUUGGACAUUUUCAUUUCCUUUUAGCUUUUAACUGUAGAAUUGCUGUUUAG